Messenger RNA from Siniperca chuatsi (mandarin fish), 4404 nucleotides. RefSeq names its product A disintegrin and metalloproteinase with thrombospondin motifs 15-like. Gene Ontology annotation, biological process: proteolysis; extracellular matrix organization. The transcript has 8 exons. Gene Ontology annotation, molecular function: metalloendopeptidase activity; zinc ion binding. The record is from RefSeq and is a predicted model, not a curated record. NCBI's taxonomy places the organism in Eukaryota, Metazoa, Chordata, Actinopteri, Centrarchiformes, Sinipercidae. The coding region runs from base 384 to 3248 and encodes 954 amino acids.
GGCAGUGGGCGGUGGGAGGGGGAUGAUGCUCCAGCUCCUGACACACAUGCUGUACAGCAACAAUAAUAUUUCAAGAGUUACAAGUGGCUGCGGUCUGCAGCACAAACCGAGACGCAUGACCAGUGAGCUGGCACUUGCUCACAUAACCUGAUUUAAGUUGACAGUGAUCAUCGGUGUUUAUGCUUUAAAGCUCAACAGCUCAGAGAAGAUAGUGACCAGAGUGGAAACGGUGCAAGAUGGGAAUGAAGCUGAAAAGCAGUGCGGGUGCUUAGUUUUCUGAGGACGCACAAGCGGCGCUCCGUGCCAUUGCGCACAACUUCUUUACUGCUUGCAAACGCACCGCAGCCGAAUUACAGAGUGGACUUUCCUGAGCAGGAGCAGAGAUGGCUAUACUCAUUAGUUCUUUGGUUAUUUUUACAAAAUUCCUACUUUAUUUGAAACUAACGUAUUGCAUGGAAGUAGAUUUCUGCAUACCUGUUCGUGUGGAUCAUCAAAAGCAUGAAAAACAUCUGCACCGGCGCGCGGAGCAGAUUCAUGAAAGACAGAUUGUUUUUAGACUAAGUGCAUUUAAACAGGAGUUUUACCUCCACCUCACGCCGGAUUCUAGUUUCCUUGCAACGGGCAGCUUGCCGCCUGAGAGCGGCUCCUCAGCAUCCAACGUCUCUGCAACCGCUGACCUCAGGGAAUGCUUCUACUCCGGUGAUGUCAACGCAGACCCGGACUCCUUCGCCGCGCUCAGCCUGUGUAAAGGUCUCCAUGGGGGGUUCUCCUAUAACGGCAUGGAGUAUUUCAUCAGCCAGACCAGGACUGAAGACGCAGCAGCCGCGUCUGGAUACGGAACCUCUUUCGACAGGACCCAUGUAAUCCGCCGCCGGAGACGCGCUGCGCACUCAAGCGGCAACUUCACCAGCAGGUGUGGAGUUACACCUGACACCAACUUCAACAUUUCCCUAGAGAAGUACAAGCACAUGGGCGAACUGGAGAUUGAUGGCUUAACUGAAACUGUGUUGAAAACCUUGGGGAGGUCCAAGAGGUUUGCCUCCAUCCCCAGGUUUGUGGAGGUGCUGGUUGUGGCAGAUGAAUCUAUGGCUAAAUUUCACGGGGAUGACCUGAAGCAUUACCUCCUGACCCUGAUGUCAGUAGCAGCCAGGCUUUACAAGCACCCCAGCAUUCUCAACUCCAUUAACAUAAUGGUGGUGGGCUUCAUGGUGAUAAAUGAAGCUGACAAGGGACCUAAGGUUUCCAGUAAUGCAGCCCUGACUCUGCGCAACUUCUGCUCCUGGCAGAAGAAGUUGAAUAAACACAGCGACAAGCACCCAGAUUACUGGGACACUGCCAUACUGUUCACCAAACAGGAUCUUUGCGGGGCCACAACCUGUGAUACACUGGGGAUGGCUGAUGUUGGGACCAUGUGUGACCCGAAGAGGAGCUGCUCUGUCAUUGAAGAUGAUGGCUUGCCCUCAGCUUUCACAACUGCCCACGAACUUGGCCACGUCUUCAACAUGCCCCACGACAAUGUGAAGGCAUGUGAGGAGGUAUUUGGGAAACUAAAGGACAACCACAUGAUGUCUCCCACACUGAUUCAGAUUGACAGGAGCAGGCCCUGGUCUGUGUGCAGCGCAGCCAUCAUUACUGAGUUCCUGGACAGAGGUCAUGGAGACUGUUUGCUGGACCAGCCUCAAAGGCAGCUGUCUCUCUCAGACAACCUGCCUGGUUCCAGCUACAGCCUGCACCGCCAGUGUGAGCUUGCCUUCGGCCCCGGCUCCAAGCCCUGCCCGUACAUGCAGCCCUGCUCCAAGCUGUGGUGCACCGGGAAGGCCCGUGGCCAGCUGGUCUGCCAAACCCGCCACUUCCCCUGGGCAGACGGCACCAGCUGUGGCAAUGGCAAGGUCUGCUACCGAGGAGCCUGCACUGAUAAGAACAGCACCAUGCACAUCAAGCUGGAUGGCCGGUGGGGGAAGUGGGGUGCAUUUGGAGACUGUUCCCGAAGUUGUGGUGGAGGAGUUCAGCUGGCCAAGAGAGAGUGUGACAACCCCGUUCCUGAGAAUGGAGGCAAAUACUGCUACGGCCUACGCAUCAAAUAUCGCUCCUGUAACCUCAACCCUUGUCCUGAAACAGGUAAGAGUUUCCGUGAGGAGCAGUGUGAGGGAUUCAAUGGCUUAAACCUGAACACCAACAGACUGGGUUCCUCUGUGGUUUGGGUUCCCAAAUAUUCAGGCAUCUCUCCCAAGGACAAAUGCAAGCUCAUCUGCCGUGCCAACGGGACUGGGUACUUCUACGUCCUCGCUCCAAAAGUUGUGGAUGGGACACCCUGCUCUCCUGACACCUCAGCUGUAUGUGUUCAAGGAAAAUGCAUGAAGGCAGGCUGCGAUGGCAAGCUGGACUCUAACAGGAAGUUUGACAAGUGCGGUGUGUGCGGCGGGGACAACCAUGGCUGCAAGAAGGUCUCAGGAAUGUUCACCAAACCUAUUCAUGGCUACAACUUUGUGGUGAUGCUGCCUGUUGGAGCUUCCAAUAUUGACAUCCGUCAGCGCGGCUAUCGAGGAAUGGUCAGUGAUGAAAACUACUUAGCAGUGAAGAAUCAGCACGGCAAGUACCUGCUGAACGGCAACUACGUGGUGUCAGCCGUAGAGCGCGACCUGCUAGUGAAGGGCAGCUUAAUGCGCUACAGCGGCACCUCCACAUCUGUAGAGAUUCUUCAGGCCAUCAGACCCCUGAAGGAGCCUCUGACUGUGGAGGUGCUCUCUGUAGGGAAGAUGACUCCUCCAAGGGUGCGGUACUCCUUCUACAUCGCCAAGGAGAGCAAAGAGGAGAAGACUCUGCGGAAAGAGGAGAGAAGCCAUGCAGCGCAGAAUAGCAUCUUGGUGGACAGUAAUAGGGUAGAAGCUAAGAAGCAGAUGAUGGGUAAGAGGCCGGCCAGUCAUUGGGUGACAGGAAGUUGGGAUUCGUGCACGGUGACUUGUGGGAAUGGUCUGCAGAAGAGGCUGGUGCAGUGCCACAGUAUGGAAGGGCGCCCUGCAGUGGACUGUGACGGUGCUGACAGGCCUGUAGCAGUGAGAGCAUGUGGGGAUCCAUGUCCCAUGUGGGAUGUAGGGGCCUGGUCCCACUGCUCCAAGUCCUGUGGAAGGGGCUUUAAAAGGCGGCCAGUGCGCUGCAUGACUGAGAAUGGUCUGAAUCUACCCAGAGACCACUGCUCUGGAAGGAGGAAGCCUCAGGAACUGGACCUCUGCAACCUGAAUCCAUGUUAGAGCAUUUUUAUCAUUCAACAUGACGAUUUGACAUGAACCUAAUCAAUCAAAUCGGCAUGAUAAUGAUUCCAUGGCUGUGUUGGGUGGAAAUACAGCCUCACUGUGUCUGAAGGUGCGUCUGCUACACCGAAGAAAGGCAAUGGAGACAGAGAGGGUCUCCCUCCAUUGUUUGAAAAGACAGACAUCUGAAAAGACAGACAUCUGUUUUAAGAGAAAAGAUGGAAAGUUGUCUUCUGGUAAACUGUCAGGUCUAAGGCAGGUUUGACUCGUGGUUAGUCUACCUCUACCUGGAAAGAUGACACAAUGCCUGAGUAUAUACAGAGAGUAACAGAGGAGAAAGAUGCAUAUAUAGUUAGGUGCACGGGAUGAGAUUGCAAAAGCAGACAGAAAUGAAAGUCCAGGACAAACAGAAAACGCAUUGUGAUGUACAACCUCAACACUCACACUGUGCAGAUAUCUCACCAUUUUCUCAUCAUUUUUCUCAUUUCACUGAAGAACUAAUCAAAAUGUGAAAUACAGUACUGUAUUAUUCUUGCAACAUUUAAGACCUGAUUGGUCCAUGCAGUUUCUACAUCUUUUUAUUUCAUCUUUUUAUUUUUACACCUAUUGGCUGUUGUCUGAUGUAGAAAAAUCAAAAACAGCAGCCAAUCACGCUGCUAGUCAGAGUCAGAUCAUCUUAACAAAUAGCUUUACAAGCUUUAUAUCCUUACAAAAUGAAAAACAAUCAACAAUAUAUCCUACGCACUUGAUUCAAUCUUUAUGAAUUCAAUCAAUGUCAAAGAAUUCCUGAAUUUUACUAGUGACCAAAAAUCGAAAAAUAUUUUUUAUAAGAGGAAAAUUAGCUUAGUUACAGCUAAGAUGUUAGUAUAUUCUAUACAGUGAAUGUAGGCUGUAUGUAUGGUGCAAUCAUAAUGAAUGUGUGUAAGUUCUGUGUAAACCAAACCGAUCAAUGCUCAGCUGUUUGUUCGAUGUUGCCAAAGAGUUAUGACCUUGAAAAAUCCCUUAGUACUGUGAGAGACACCUCUCUGCUUGAACUGGACAGAAGUGUGGCUUGCUCAAAGUCCCCUCGCUGUACAAUCCUGUCAUCACCUUAAAGUCCAACUGAAAUUAAACUGCAUUUGUUUGGUCUGCUACAGCAUACUUUUCUGCUCUGUAA